AUGCCUGAGUCGUAUAUAAUAAGCUGCGUGCAGAAUCCAUAUCACAGUGUUCCACAACAGCAGCUGGGUCGGCAACAGGAACCAAAAAUGGCCAUCUUCUUCGAUUCUUGGGUGACUGAAAUGUUGGCUCUACUUUCAACAAUUAUCGCGAUACUGUACGUCACAUUUAAAAUCAAUUACACCUACUGGAAGAGGAAGGGUCUGUCAUACUUGGAGCCGUCUUUCCCAUUGGGAAACGGCUGGAACACAGCGCUAAUGAGGAAAUGUCCGGGUGAAGAUACGAAAGACGUUUAUUUUGAAACAGAAGGCAAGGACGUCGUGGGUAUUGACUCAUUAAACAACCCUCUUCUCGUUGUGCGGGAUCCAGAGCUGAUCAAAACGAUCAUAGUGAAGGAUUUCAACUACUUUCCCGACCGGGGCAUCUAUGUAGACGAGGAGACAGAUCACCUGACGGCGUACCUCUUCUUUCUCGGAGGAACCAAGUGGCGGUCUCUGCGCCAAAAGCUGACGCCCACGGUCACGUCGGGAAAAAUGCGCGCCAUGUUCGGCAUAGUGCGCGACUGUGCGCGGAUUCUGACUGACGUCACACCUGCUGGUAGCGUUGUGGAAGUCCGCGAGCUCAUUGUCCGCUACUCCACUGACGCCAUCGCUUUCUGCUGCGCCUUCGGCAUCGACGUUGACAGCCAGCACAACCCCGAGGCGGAGUUCCGUCAGUGGGGUGGGCGCAUAUUUAAGCCAUCUAUCCGUUCUUUCCUGACUCAGGCUCUGGGAUUCUCUAAUCCCAAACUGCGCAACCUGCUGCCAAUAGCCUUCACACCAAAGGACAUCACAGAGUACUUUACACGCGUCGUUGAUGACACAAUCAAACAUCGAGAGAAGACUGGCGUUAUUAGGAAGGACUUCAUGCAGUUGAUGAUUCAGCUGAAGAACAAUUGA
Messenger RNA from Schistocerca americana (American grasshopper), 936 nucleotides. RefSeq names its product cytochrome P450 6k1-like. The transcript has 2 exons. Lineage: Eukaryota; Metazoa; Arthropoda; Insecta; Orthoptera; Acrididae. Bases 1 to 936 code for a protein of 311 amino acids. Gene Ontology annotation, molecular function: oxidoreductase activity, acting on paired donors, with incorporation or reduction of molecular oxygen; iron ion binding; monooxygenase activity. The record is from RefSeq and is a predicted model, not a curated record.